This is a messenger RNA of Panthera uncia (snow leopard), 2888 nucleotides long. Its product is annotated as Friend virus susceptibility protein 1-like. Lineage: Eukaryota; Metazoa; Chordata; Mammalia; Carnivora; Felidae. The transcript has 4 exons. The coding region runs from base 1538 to 2413 and encodes 291 amino acids. The record is from RefSeq and is a predicted model, not a curated record.
UGUCUUUGUCUUAUGGCUCUUUUCCGUCUGCGCGGCCGGGCGUUGGGGUCUGGGUCGCGCCUGUCGUGAGGUGCCCGGGGCUGCGGCGGGGCGGCCACGUCGUCGCGUGGAAGGGGUCAGGCCCUUGUGAGACCCCAGCGCGCGCUCCGAGGCGAGCCUGGGGAUCUUGGCGGGGUGGGCAGUGGCGUCCGAAGAGGCUGGCGGCCCUUUAGGGGCCCUCAGGGUGGGGAGGACUCCUGCCCCCGGAGCGAAUGAGGGUUUUCAAGGCCAGCGCUCCUUGGCCCCGCAGCCGGGCUGCGCCAUUUCUGUUUCCCACGUCGCAGAAUUCCGCCAUUUUGUCCGUUUUUCGUGGGGGUGGGGGUGGGGGGGAGCGCGUGUGACCCUGAGUUUUUCUUGCUGAGGUUUUCCACUUCUGUGCUGGCUACAUGAGCUUCCCUUAGGAAGUCGCUGUUUUUUUCCAUUCCACGUGGCUGGCAUUUUAUGCAACGUGGAAUAAAGAUAUGGGGGAGGUAGAGGCAGGAUCUCAGGGUUUACCAAGAGCUAAGUGGGAGUGUGGAGUCUCUAGAUGAAUUACGGGGUUUCUGAGAACCACAUGGGUGCGGUCUUAGGAGACAGCAAGUGGGGCCUUUAUCCUCAGGAAUCAUUCGGACACGGUCCCUCCAAAUACCAGAGUUUUGUAUUCACCCAUGCACGAGUUGCGGGAAACGUUACUUCUGAGCUAAUUGGUCCUUAAUUCAGGUCUUGGACAUCCGUUUCCCCAUCGCCGAGGAAGCCCGGCCCCGGGGCAGCUCGCUGAUUUUCUAUGUCCCCACCAAGACCCAGCAAAAAUCCUCCCUGAGUUUCUCACUUCAGGCAGCCACCUGAAAAUCUGUCGAACUUCAUCCCAAGUGUUGCCCUGUCACAAGUGGAAGGAUUUUUUUCCUCCAUCACUGGCGCGCCCUCUUUUCGCCAUUUUCCAAUGUAUUCCUUUCUCAUCCCCCCCCUUUUUUUUUUUUUUUUUUUUUUUUUUUUUACUUGUUAAAAUCCUCACACGUGCGGGGAAAUACACAUAAGUUUAACAUUUUGCCACGCAUGCUUUAUUUCUGCCUGGUGUUCUGAAAGCACGUUUUUAAUUUCAUCAGAAAUAAUGGGGUCUCCUGUGUGCUUUGUGUCUGUGGUUCCUGAGCCCUCUCCAAAAUGUCUUCCUCUGGUCUGUUCCAAAAUGGUUGCAGAAAAGGGUCUCUGCUCAUCUCUCUAAGUGCAGUUAGUUGGGCCUCUGUUCCUGAAGGUGAGUGGCCGUGGGGACCUGGGCUCCCGUGAUGUCCAGCACUGGGCUCUGAUCACCCCUGAGGACUCCGUGCGCCACGGGACCUUUGACACCUGGGGAUCUGAGGAGCCCUGGUUUUGAUGUCUCUGGACCCUCCCAGACUGUUCAAGUCCUUCCUGUGUUACAGGUGGUUCCUCCAGAGUCAAACAGCGCCGCUGUCCCUGUCCUUGCUCCUGCCCAGCAGCACCCCUCCUGGCUUCCUGCUGCUCCUUGCAGGGGACAGCCAUCGUCAUGGCCGAGCGAGCACUGGCCCCCACCCAGUUGGGGCGGGGGGACCGUUACUACACGUACACAGAGCUCCUGGCCAUCUCACGGCGCUUCAAGCAGAACCCCAACGAGCUCAUGAUAACCUGGAUCCUGCGAGUGUAUGACCAGGGAGGCCCGGCCCUGUUCCUGAACUCUGGAGAGCUGGCACUCCUGGGUGACCUGACCGGCGAUGCCAUCUUCAACUACCACUGCAAGACGCUGCGGGGUGGCUGCCAGACGCUGCUCACCUGGCUGCUGCUGGCCUGGCGCCAGCGCUGGGAGUCCUUCCUGCACUUUGAGGCCACCGAGCUCCCCUUCCGCCCCUGGACCACCAUGGAGGAGGGCAUCCAGCUGGUGCGCGAGCUGGGCAUGCUCGACUGGAUCUACCGCGAGCCACCCUCACCCCCCGCGCCCGAGCAGGGGCCCUGGCCGGCGCCCGAGGACGUGCCCUUCACGCAGGGCCUCCAGCGGCGCCUGCUGACGGCCGCGCCCUCCGAGCUGCGGCUCUCGCUGGUCAGCCUGCUGGUCAAGGGCAUGACGGUGCUGGAAGCGGUGAUGGAGAUCCAGACCAUCGCCGAUGUGGGCCUGCUGUGGCGCCAGAGCCAGCCGGGCCGCGCCAAGCUCAUGUUGGGGCCCAACCCGACGCGCAAGGACCUCACGGGCUGGCUGCUGAGCCAUGGCGUCCCCAAGGAGAGGGUGGACAAGCAGCCCACCAAGGUCCUCCUGGAGCUCUACAUCAAGGAGGCCAAGCGCAGCCGCGGCCACCCUGCCUACGUGCUGGGGGACGAGCAGCCCCCGCCUCCCCCCUACUCAGACCAGGCCUGUGGGGAGGAGCCGCCCGCACCCGUGCGCCAUGACUAGCCCCUCCCUGGGCACGGUCUCCCCGCUGCUACUCUGCGGGGUGGGUGGUGCUGGGUUCCAGGAGAGACAAGAGUCCAUGCCUCCUGAGCACCCCCAGGGGGGACUGAGGGGUGGUCCGUUUGCCCUUCUCCAGACUCCCAGGCCUCUCUGAGUGCUUGAGGUGCCCUUGCCCCCUGGCACCCUAUCGGUGUCACCAGCCAGAGUGGUGGAGGGAAGCGAGCCGGCCAGUAGCCCUUGGGUGCCUGUGCCCCCAUCCCCAGGGGCAUAUGCCAUUACAUUUCAGUCUGUUACACUUCAGGCCCAUUGGCAUGGUGGGCGGGCACCCCCACCCUGCCCCACCAGCCCCCAAAGCACUACGGGCCAAGUGGGAUCUCCCCACAGCCCACAACUUGAAAGCACCUUGAAGUUUGUACCCUUUUUCUUAAGCUAUUUUUAAAUGCAAUGUUUUUACCUAAUAAUUUAAGCAUGUACAACA